AUGCCCCAACGAAAAAACGUCCGCUUCAACGAACCCCGCAAACCCCUCUCCAAAUGGGCCGCCCAAAAGAAACUCUCCUCAGGCGCCAACGAAAUACAAACCCGCCCCUCGCACCCCUGGACCAUCGUCCGCAAACUCGGCGCCGAAAACCGCGGCGCCCUGAACGGUGGCGUUUACAUCGUAAAAGACCGCAGAGGCGUAGAGCACAUCGAGAAGCGCGCAACAGCAGACUUCGUUAAAAAGGGCGUAGUGCUGCAGGAAAUAACUAUACUAAAGUACCUCUCCUCGCCCAGCCACGAGCACAUCACACGCAUGGUAGACCACUUCGUCGACCGAAAAGCGUGCAAAGCGAGUAUCUACCUUGAAUACUGCACCAUCGGCGGCCUAGAAACGCUCAUACAUUCGCGCGUCAAAGCAGGGGAACUCUUCAACGAAAUCGACGUCUGGGAAUGGUUCAUCCAGCUUUUCGACGCGCUGACGUAUUGUCAUUAUGGACCUGAUCCUAAAGCGCGGUUCAACAACACCGUGCCUGAGGACUGGCAGGAUGCGUGGGACAUGGUGUUCCACCGGGACAUUAAAGUCGAGAAUAUCCUUGUGCAUAGGGGUACGCCGAAGGGCAUGACGACUGCGUACACGCUUAAGCUGGCGGACUUUGGGUGCGCGGUUGCGAGAAGGCAUAUCUGGGUUGAUCGGUUUAAGGAGCAUAAUCGGGCGACGUUCGCGACGUGGGGGUGGAUGCCGCCUGAGUCGCCGCAGUUUGUGGGGCGGUCGGAUGUCUGGCAGCUUGCGGCUGUGAUGGGGUGUGUGUGUAAUGUGAUGGUUAUGCCGUGGUUUGACCAUGCGAGACCGGCACCGGGGUAUUCUGCUACGCUCAACAAUGCGAUUGUUGAGUCGAUGAAGGGGGAUUUUACGAAGAGGCCGAAGUCGGACGAGGUGCUGGACCAUGUGAGGGGGAAGUAUAAGGUGAUGCUGCCGAUGCUGGAGACGAAUGCGCUGCCUGUUCCGACACGUAUUGAUGAGGCAAAGCGGAUGAACCAGAUCAAGCGGGGUCGUGAAGAACUACAAGCGCAGAUGCAGCAAGUCCAGCAAGGGCAGCAGGCUUCCGCGGCUCCGGCUUUCGAUCCGCAUGCGCAGGGUAAUGGUCGCUUUGGGGCCGCAGGGAAUGUCGGGUUAAGCCCGGCUGGAUAUUCACAAGUUACGACGAUUAUAGGUAGGAGACAGAACGGUCGCCACGGGAACAUGCGCGUGUUUCCUACGCGAGCUCCAAAUGGCUACGAAAGCGACGAUAGCUUGAACGGGGAUUCAUACGCUUGGAGUCCUCGAACUAGGAGGCAUAAUGCGUACGGGCGCUCGCCGUACAUGGCCCCGUAUGGACGGCCUUGGUGA
Molecule: messenger RNA, 1386 nt
Organism: Didymosphaeria variabile
Lineage: Eukaryota; Fungi; Ascomycota; Dothideomycetes; Pleosporales; Didymosphaeriaceae
Exons: 1
Coding region: 1-1386 (461 amino acids)
Biological process (GO): protein phosphorylation
Molecular function (GO): ATP binding; protein kinase activity
Source: RefSeq, a predicted model, not a curated record